GGCGACGGACAAGGGGGGAUAAACGUUAGUUCUGGAGGAGGUGCUGUUACAGUUCCUCUUCCUUUAUGGAUUGCAAAAAUGUCUGGGUCUGGAAGAUUGGAACUUGUGAUGCUGUCUCUGCAUUCUGAAAAAAUCUGUAUUGCAUGACCAGCAAAAGGGGUUCAUUUUGUGCUACAUGGAGAGGGUAUUUCUCAUGCGGGAUAGGCAUCAGAAAGCCCGCUCAAGAUCUGUGAUGCCAGGUAGCGCAUUACAGACCUCAUGUGUCAUGUAAAAUCUGCAUGACAAAUUCGGCACUCUUCCAGACCGAGACAUUUUUACAAUCCAUAUCCUUGUCAGAAUUACACAGCGGACCGGAUUUUCCAGAUUGUCGAGCGGUACGACAUGGCGUUGUAUUCGCUGUACGCAAAUUGCGAGUACGUUUUGAUUAUCCUGUGCAAAAGUAUCGUAUUCGUAUUGCAAUUAUGCAUGACAAAUCUUGUCCUGAAGGUCAAACAGCAUGACAAAUUCCAUUUGUCAUUCUGAGGAAAUUUGUAACGUAAUUACUACUAGUACGAUGCGCUUUUGCCAUUCAUAUUGAAUGAACAGUCCAAGAAUUUCGAGCAGAUUCAGCUUUUCCAGCAGGAGAAGAACAGCAAGUGCUUCAUCAGUCGGGACAAGCAUGACAAACUCGUGAAAAAAUUGGAAAAGAGACUCCAGGACGAGAAGAUUACGAUUAAGCAACUGGAAGAAAAAAUCGAAUCUUUCCGGCGCUUAUCCACAGCGAAAAAAGUAUUAAGUAUCUUCGUACUAGUAGGUGUAGCAGAAAUGGUGCAUGACAGAUCUGCGCUUCGCAAACUAGACCAGCAUGACAGACUCUUUUUUUUGUUUUUCAUUCUGAGCAGGAAACUUGUGAUGCAGUUUCUACUACCAGUAAAGUGCGAUCAUGCUUUUGCACUGCAUACCGUUGCAUUUACAAAUUUCCUCAGCAUGAGAAAUGAAAUUUGUAAUGCGGAUCUCCCUUGACAAAGAAAUUUGUAAUGCAAGACUCGCAUAUGUACGAGUACGAUGCUUUUACACUGCAUACCGUUGCCAAUCGUUUUCCGGACGGAUGGUGUCGACGGCUGGUAGUAGUUUGAGCCAGCAGCAUAUGCAUGGAGGAAAGUGUUUCAGGUACACAUAAUUGUCGUGUUGCAUGGCACGCAAGACAGACAACCUCUGUCAUGCCGGAAAUACUUGCAACCCUCGUUUCAUGCGUCAUUUCCCAUCCCCCCCGUGCAAGCUCUGCAUUGCAACUUUUCAUUUUCUCUGCAGCCAUUGCCAUGCAGAGUGAGUUUGUCUUGCUGAAGUUCCACUAAUAUAAGUGGGCAAUUGUGACACUUUUUUCUUUGCAUACAGCAACGGCGGAAAAGCUCAGUCUGCUCUACUGCGGCGAAUAACGGAGGUUCAUCUGCAACGGGAGCUCGCCAUCUUUAUCCUGUGUAGAAUCUUCUGAAUUAUGUCAACCAAAAUUUAUUAUAAUACCCCGCAGUUUGUUGAUAUCGUGAUACGUUCUCACUUUGAACAACCAAAAGGUGGUAAGCAUUUCUCUUCUAUUUUCUGCAUUACAAACUGACGCCAAGUUGUAAUGUGAGGUUGACGUGGAAAAGACCGAAGAUUCUACACAGCAUAUUCUCCGGCGAGAGUCCAGUGUGUCCAGCUGCACCAGUGUCAGUCGCGGCGGAAUUGCAGCUGGACAGCAGCACCAAACGCAAACCACCACCGGGCAAGAUCUACCGAUGAAUUCGCUUGCACCUAAGGAAAAGCAAGUAGACCCUCUACAACUAGUACACUCAGAUUCGCCAGGAAUCUCUGUUGCUGUCAUGCACGCGGAGGGUUCCGAUCCGGGCGGAUACGAGCCAGAACAGGUUCUACAACUUCCAGCCGACCCAAAUUUUCACGGCGUCUUCGCUAGUACAACUGCUACGGGAGCUAUGCAAGAAAAAAACUGUGUAAGUGUAGAUCUGUGAUGCAGAAAAUGCAAAACAGUUACACUUGUCAUGCUCGACAUGCAUGAUCGGCUCGCUUCCUAUGUGUUUUCCGUUCGUAUCUGCGCAUAACAAGUUUGACCUGUCAUGGCAGACAAACUUGUGAUGCUGUUUUCCCAAAAGACUUACACUAACACAGUUUUUUUCUUGGAUAGGAGCACCUGCUGCUGCUACUUUCAACCAAGUAGGUGGCCGCGAUGGUGAAGCUGCGGAACAAGCAGAUAGAGAACUGCUACUAGCCGAGCUGGAACAUCUGCGAAAAGAGGUCAAGGAGACGAAGCACCGAAAGUACAAUGCGGAGCAACAGCUUCGGGAACAGAAGAUCCAAAAGUAUGUAUUGCAAAAAUACCGUAUGCGUAUAAAUGCACGUCUUGCAUUAGAAAUCUUUUUCUUGAGGCAAAUCCGCAUUACAAAUUUCAUUUCUCAUGCUGAGGAAAUUUGUGAUGCAUUUAUACGAGUGCGAUGCGGUUGGAUUUCAUAAAAACGAGCAGCUGACCAUCGAGCUGACAACGGCAAACGAAUCCUUGAAAGCGAAGAUUGAGUCCCACUCGGUGAUCACGAAGAGAUUACGGGAGGAAAACUUCAAGUUGAAAACGAAGCUGGAAAAUGUAUCAAAUGCAAAUAUGCCUGGGUCUGGAUGUCAUGCUGUUUUUGCAUGACACAGAAGGGUUGUCACGGAAGCCCUAGCAUCACAGAUUUCGAGAAGUAGCUUCAGCAUUGCCUAUCUCGCAUGACAAAUCCCCCACUGUGGCGACAGGCUAUGGUCAUCUUCUACUGCCUAUGCAUGAGAGAUUUCCGUGUGUUGUGAAAUGCGCAUCACAAGUUCGCAGCUUUCCAGAUCCAGACGCAGACACUUUUGCAAGGCAUAAAAUGGUGGCAAGGGUAAUCCUAAUUUGCUGGCACUGGUUGAGGGAGUGGGAGGAGGAACAGGUUCAGGUCAAGGUCAAGCUCAUCAACAUCUUGGUCCUCCGAAUAAUUCCACCAACGAUCAUUUUCUAUUCCAGCGAGUUAUGAACAAAUCUUUUUCGUCCGCUUCCCUCCCUUCCCCGGGGACGGGGAAACAAGGGACCACAGGCGCUGGAAUUUUUACGUCUUUUGCGGGAGGGACCAAUGGGAAUGGUAGUAAAAUUCCGAAACCGGCGGGUUCGUCUGCUACGGGCCCCAUGAACUAUCCUGUGCAAAAGUAUCGUACUCGUAGUAAUCGCAGUUAUGCAUUACAAAUUUCCUCCUCAAGUUAAAUCCGCAUUUCAAAUUCUAUUUAUCAUGCUGGGGAAAUUUGUCAUGCGAUUUGUACUAGCGCGAUGCUUUUGCAUUUCAUAGGAACAACGGGAGAACGUUUUCGGAGCAGAUCCAGCAUUUACAGCAACAGCAGCAAGAACUAGACGCCCUUCGCUGGAACCACGAGCACGAUUAUGAUGGGACUCUACUUGACAACCAGGGUGGCGUUGUUGUGGAGCGUCACUCAUCUACUACUUCCAACGGUCAUCAGAACAACACAACGGCUGCAAGUGCAGCAUACUCUAAGACCAGCAGAGGCCACGGUCUUGUGACCAAGCGAAUUUCUCCCAGGCACGUUUACCACGCAAAAAAUGAUGACGAAAAAACGUCUGGUGCUGUGGCAAAAACGCACAGAAACCACCAGCAGAACGACGCCGCCAGGAGCUCGACCCACUUGCAGCAACACGACAAACCCGGCUCUCUUCAUCAAAACGAUGAGACCGAAAGCGAAAUGCAGAGGAACAGCAUUACCCCCUGUCCGCGCCCGAGACUGACGCCACCGGAGCCCUCGUACUUGGAGGAGGAAAUGCAAGUCGAGGGAGACGCAAACGCGCAUGAGCAAAACGAACGCAACUAUGGAGAAGAAAACAUAAACAACUUGAUGACGCUUCGGUCCCCCGAGCAGGAGGGGGAUGAAUUUUCCGAGCACCAAAUCGUCUCUCCACCGGCCGCACCACGUGGGGCUGCUACUGGUGUUGACAAACGGGGAGUGGUAGCCGCGGACAUCUACGGUUACGGAGGGCAGCAGAUGAAACAUCAGAGUAUGCCUGCUGUCCGGGCCCCGGAAGUGCAAAAGCGGGAGGUUCUUGCGGAAGCACAAAGCUACAAGCAUGGGAGCAGCUGCCAGAGCAAAGGGCCUCCUAUCAUAAAUCGAAGCGAAGCCGCUACCUAUGACCAAGGCACCAGCAGGACCGAAAAUUAUGGUAAUUUCAAGACGGUUCAGCACAACGGUAUCAGCUUCCACGUGAACGUGAACAAAUCGCCGUCGUACAGCGGAAGUGCAGCCGCUGGUGGUACGACAAUGGGGGAGAAACAGAAAAAGAAAGACAGCGUCACUGUGAACCACACUUACCUCUACGAAAAGCAGAAGCAGCACCUGCAGAACCAGUCGGGAAGCUGCAAUCAUGCAAACUAUCCCGUACCUGCAGGUGGAGCCACCGCGACAACAACUCGUUCUUUGCUGUCCCCGACUACGACACAGGCACAACACCUGAAAAACCUCGGGGCCAUGAUGCAACUAGGGACCGCCCGGAACAACAACAUCUCCGGAAGUCCAGGGGCGGUGGUACUUGCAACGCAUUCCCCUGAUGCCGGAGACACCGUCGCUUCUGCAUCUGGUUUUAAUACUAGUGUUGGCUACUACAAUUCGCAUCACAAACAAGCCCAGCUGUCCCCAACCAUUGCUCUCCAGAAGCAGCUAUGCACUGCAAAAGCAUCGUACUAGUAUGAAUUGCAUUACAAAUUAGGUCAGCAUGAGAGAUGGAAUUUGUCAUGCUGUUUAACCUUGGGAUGGAGAUUUGUAAUGCAUGACUACGAUUACUAUGAGUCCGAUGCUUUUGCGCAGGAUAGCAGCAACUGGUCUACUCACCGAGCCGGCAGAAGUAUCACGACAAAAAAGUGGUGCAGUUACACACUGUGUUACAGGCCUAGUUUGACAGACAACCUAUGUCAUGCCGGAAAUACUUUUGAGCCUCGUUUUAUACGUGUUUUUCCUUAUGAUCUUUGCAUUGCAAGUUUUCUCUCUCAUGCGGAGAAAAUUUGUGUUGCUGAAUUGACAGCAAGUGUGUAACUGUAACACUUUUUGCGUGUGAUAAAAAGCUCUUACAGCACAACCAGGAGGUGCGGAUGGCAUUUGCGAGAAACAACCUCAUAUCAAAUGUAAAAAUGCUUGGGUCUGGAAGAAUGCAACUUGUCAUUCUAAAUCUGGAAUCCAAAAAAAUCUGUAUUGCAUGAGCAGCAAAGGGAGUGUAAUCGUUCCUACGCGGCGAGGGCAUUUGUCAUGCGGAAUAGGCAUCAAGAAGCCUUCAAAAAAUCUGUGAUGCUAGGGCAUGCAUCACAGACAUCAGGGCUCAGGCACGACGUGCAUGACAAAUCCCAGAAUCAUCCAGACCCAGACAUUUUUGCAUUUGAUACCUCAGUCCGCGGGUCGAGCGGGAGGGAAAUUCAAAUCACGCACGACAGCAGCAACAGAAGCAGGCAGUAGAAAAUUAUGACACGACCGGAAAAAAUCGUAAGGAGGAUGAACAGGGGACUGCUGCAGAACAAGGUAGAGAGGAGCGAGGCCCUGCAGAAACAACAUCGCAAGUUCACUUCGUAGAGCGACAGUCUUCUGGCUCCGCAACCACGAGAGUUCUUUCUCCUAGCACUACAAACUCGAAUCAGCUGCAGAAGUCCCACUUCGCUGUCAGUACCGGUUCACCAUACGUGCUGCAGCCGCAUCAGCAACAGCAAUUGCACUUACAGCACCACAACCUACUGCAAAAUCCGUCCCCGACAAUGAUGGUGACGGCGACGCCGUUAUCCUCUGCAAAAGUAUCGUACUCGUAUUGCAAUCAUGCAUUACAAAUCUUUUUGUUGAGGUAGAUCUGCAUAUACAAAUUUCAAUUCUCAUGCUGAGGAAAUUUGUGAUGCAUUUAUACGAGUACGAUAGUUUUGCACUGCAUAGCCGUCGUUGAUCAUGCCACAGGUCAAUACAGCCGCCGGCUUCAGUCCGCACUUGCUUCACCAACAAGUGGCAACAGGACCACCUGGAGGUAAGCAGCAAGCGUCUGCGAGCGGUUAUGCAUUGCAAAUAUGCCUGGGUCUGGAACAAGGAUCCAAACUUGUCAUGCUGUCUUUGGAUUCUAAAAAAAUCUGUAUUGCAUGACCAGCAAGAGGCGCCCAGAUUGUGCUACGCGGAGAGGGCAUUUGUCAUGCAGAUUAGGCAUCACGAAGCCUUCAAAAAAUCUGUGCUGCUAAGUCAUGCACUACAGGCAUAAUGGGUCAUGCAGAAUAUGCAUGAAAAACCUGGCAAUCUUCGAGACCCAGACACCUUUGCAUUUGAUAGCGGAACCAGCAACACAAACUCAAAUGCCACUGGUUCUUCAGCUGCGCCGGGUUUGAAGACGACCAUGUCGCCGUUUUUGUUCUUUCAGCAGGCCAUUGGGAGGAGUUGAGAAGGAAAGCACUUUUAUCAAAUGCAAAAAUGUCUGGGUCUGGAAGAAUGCAAGUUUGUCAUGCUUGUCUGGCAUGACUCGAGAAUCUGCGUUGCAUAGGCACGAAAGAGCCCUCUUAACUGUCAUGCGAAAAGGCAGUUUGCCAUGCGGAAUACGUAAGACACGGCAGUCACAAAAGUUGUCAUGCAUGGCUGCGUAUUGCGGCGCGUCUGUCAUUCGCUUUUAGCAUAUACAAGUUUUCAGACCCAGACACUUUUGGAUUUCAUACACUUUCGAAAUAAAUGAUGAAAAUGCAGAUCGGAGACUGCUUCUGGUGCGGUACGGAUUUUGAUGAAAAAAGAAAAAGGCUAUACCUAUAGCGCUUGCACGACGCUGCAAUUGAUUUCGCGACGAGGACUAUACUGAAGCUGAACUGUCGAUUGUGCGGCGGGCUGGUUCUUGGAAGUUUGAGUUUUACAAAACUUACCAUUUUUGAAUUCGAACGAUUACUAUGGACGUUCGCCACGACUCAGG
Messenger RNA from Amoebophrya sp. A120, 6949 nucleotides. The record is from the annotation of a GenBank genome assembly. Lineage: Eukaryota; Dinophyceae; Syndiniales; Amoebophryaceae.